AUGGGAAGUGAGCAUUACUGCCUGAGGUGGAACAAUCAUCAGAGCAACUUGCUGGGUGUGUUCAGUCAACUGCUGGAGUCGGAGUCGCUGGUGGACGUAACACUGGCGUGCACGGAGGGACCGUCGAUACGCGCACACAAGGUAGUCCUCUCCGCGUGCUCCAGUUAUUUCCAGACCCUGUUCCUCGACCAUCCGAACCGUCACCCCAUCGUUAUCCUAAAGGACGUACGUUUCGCCGAGCUACGUACCCUCGUCGACUUCAUGUACAAAGGCGAGGUAAACGUCGAGUACUGCCAGCUAUCGGCCCUCCUCAAGACAGCGGAGAGCCUCAAGGUUAAGGGUCUAGCGGACAUGACGAACAUCAACGCAGCGGUAGCGUCCAGGGAAGAACAGCAACAACAGCAGCAGCAACAGCAACAGCAGCAGCAGCAACAACAUACAAGCACCUCCGACACGUCGCGAGAGCAUCAUCGAGAACGAGAACGAGAACGAGAACGAGAUCGAGAGAGUAUAAAAGAGACGAGUGGCAAGGAGAGAGAACGAGAAUCGAACGUCACCACUGGAGUGUCGGCCGGUGCCAAGGAAUGCGAGCAGCAGCAGCAACAGCAGCAGCAGCAACAACAACAACAGCAGCAGCAGCAGCAACAGCAGCAAUCCAGCAACAUCGUGCAAAGCACCCCUAGCGAAACCGCGGAGGCGGUGGACAUGACGGAUUGUUCACCGUCGCCCGUGGGGCCCGGUAGCCCGUGCCCGGGACCGCUGGCCCUUGACCGACCUAGGAGGGACUCCGAAGAUGCGGCUAGUCUCGAAGAAACGAGGGCCGGCUCUCUCAGCCCGAUCUCGGUGCACAGCGGACCAUCCGACAUGAGCCUCAGCAACAACACCGGUGGCGCGCCCGGUGGCGUGCUGCCGUUGAAUCUACCGCAGAGCCGGCUUCCGUCCCCGCACAGUACCGAGCCCCUCGCCGGCCCGUCGGGCUUACCCCCAGUUCAACAAGUUCCGCUAUCCUUGAAAAAAGAAAUGGACUGGGAAAGGUCGACCGAGGAGCGCAGCGCGAGUAGCGAAAUAUCCGCAGACUACAGACUCCCGCCAGAUCCGGAGUUGAUGGGUGUGGAUGAGCGGGUGUUUGCGUGCAUGUACUGCGGUGCCUCGUUCCUCCACCAGAGCAAGCUGACGCGGCACAUCCUCUCGCACAGCCUCGAGUCGCUCAAGUACCGCGAGCAGGCGGCCCACCUGCAGCUGCAGGCUCAGCUGGGCCUCGAACCCGGCAUGCACCUGCCGCCGGAGGCCCACUACCCUGCUGCGGGUACGAUUGAGCCGAUGGACUUCGAACUCGCGGCCCACUCGGACCCGACCUCCGGCGUCGUCCUCUGCAAGUUCUGCGGCAAGUCCUUCCCGGACGUCGGCUCGCUGAUUGCCCACCUACCGGCGCAUACCGGCGACCGACCGUUCAAGUGCGAGUUCUGCGGUAAGGCGUUUAAGCUGCGCCAUCAUAUGAAGGACCAUUGUCGUGUGCAUACCGGCGAACGGCCAUUCCGGUGUACGCUGUGUGGCAAGACCUUUUCGAGGUCGACGAUACUCAAGGCCCACGAAAAGACACAUUAUCCUAAAUAUGUGCGCAAGUUCCUGUCCCCGAGUCCCGUGGACCCCUCCGAGGAAGAGGCCCCACCGCCGCCACCGCCGCAUCAUUGAGUUCGCCUUAGCCUCAGCAGCAAAGACCGCCGCCGCCGCCG
This is a messenger RNA of Cyphomyrmex costatus, 1733 nucleotides long. RefSeq names its product longitudinals lacking protein, isoforms H/M/V. The record is from RefSeq and is a predicted model, not a curated record. The coding region runs from base 1 to 1692 and encodes 563 amino acids. Gene Ontology annotation, cellular component: nucleus. Gene Ontology annotation, molecular function: protein binding. The transcript has 3 exons. NCBI's taxonomy places the organism in Eukaryota, Metazoa, Arthropoda, Insecta, Hymenoptera, Formicidae. Gene Ontology annotation, biological process: regulation of transcription by RNA polymerase II.